Molecule: messenger RNA, 522 nt
Organism: Stylonychia lemnae
Lineage: Eukaryota; Ciliophora; Spirotrichea; Sporadotrichida; Oxytrichidae
Source: the annotation of a GenBank genome assembly
AUGUAGUGCUUUUAGUUUAAUUAGGGCUUAUGCAACUUUGAAUGUAAAUUUGAGAGAUAUUAAAUUGGAAAGGAGAAAGAUAGCAGAAGCAUUUAUCCUAUAUUUGAAUAAGCCACCAUUAAAAUUCAUUUCCCAGAGUAAUAUAUAAUUUUGAUAAUUUGUUUUACUAGGGAAACAAUUAACGCCUAACUAACUUCAUUACCAGAAGGUGUUUACAGUUAUUUUGACAAGGAUAAGACAGGUGAAUGGACUAUUUCUAGCAUGGCCAAUCAGCCUAAUACUCCAUAAGAUAAUGUUACUAAGCUCUCAGGGAACAUUAGAUUAAAUGAUUCACAAAUAAAUGAAUUGCCUUCAAAUAUUAUUGCAAUAGUUAACAUAAAAAUAAAGGACUACACCUUUACAGGGAAUCAGAUUGAGAAAAUUAUUUGUAACUUACAAGGAAAUUUGUCAAAAGAUGAUUAGACAGUGUUUAGGGGAUACAAGUGCUAUGCUUUUGCCAAGAAUAUUGAAUAUAGAUUUUGA